CCCUCUUCCUUCUUUAUAUAGAUCGAUUCUAUCGAAGAAGAUUGAAGUUCUUACGAGAAAUUUGAUCUGCAGAAAAUAUAGCCAUGGAAGGAGUUGAUUACUUAGGUCAUGAAAGAAACAAGGCGCAGUUCGAUGUUAACGCCAUGAAGAUCGUUUGGGCAGGUUCUCGCCAUGCCUUCGAAGUCAGUGAUCGCAUAGCCAAGCUCGUUGCCGAUGAUCCUGUAUUCAGCAAGGAUAAUAGAGUAACUCUAGGAAGGAAGGAGUUGAUUAAAAACACUCUUAGGAAAGCUGCACAUGCUUGGAAAAAGUUGGGAGAGCUUCGUCUUACUGAAGAAGAGGCAAUUAUGAUGAGAUACUUUGUGGAUGAACCUGCAUAUACUGAUCUCCACUGGGGAAUGUUUAUACCUUCCAUUAAAGGACAGGGUACUGAAGAACAACAAAAGAAAUGGUUACCUUUGGCAUAUAAAAUGCAAAUAAUUGGUUGUUACGCGCAGACUGAGCUUGGUCAUGGUUCAAAUGUUCAAGGUCUUGAAACCACUGCUACAUUUGAUCCCCAAACUGAUGAGUUUGUUAUUCAUAGUCCCACUCUUACUUCAAGCAAAUGGUGGCCUGGUGGACUGGGUAAAGUAUCAACUCAUGCUGUUGUUUAUGCACGUCUGAUUACGAUGGGUCAAGACUAUGGAGUGCAUGGUUUUCUUGUACAACUGCGAAGCCUGGAAGAUCACACACCUCUUCCUGGAAUUACUGUUGGUGAUAUUGGUAUGAAAUUUGGAAACGGUGCUUAUAACACCAUGGACAAUGGAGUCUUAGUGUUUGAUCAUGUUCGGAUUCCAAGAGAUCAGAUGUUGAUGAAGGUUUCACAGGUCACAAAGAAAGGGGAAUAUAUACAGUCUGAUGUUCCAAGACAGCUUGUUUAUGGAACAAUGGUAUAUGUCCGUCAAACAAUUGUAUCUGGCGCAUCUUCCUUCUUAUCUAGAGCAGUUUGUAUUGCUACAAGGUAUAGUGCUGUUCGUAGACAAUUUGGUUCAAAGGAUGGUGGGGAAGAGACACAGGUGAUUGAUUAUAAGACACAACAAAGUAGGUUGUUUCCUUUGAUUGCUUCAGCCUAUGCUUUCAGAUUUGUUGGUGAAUGGUUGAAGUGGUUGUACACGGAUGUAACCCAAAGAUUACAAGCCAGUGAUUUCUCUACACUUCCUGAGGCUCAUGCUUGCACUGCUGGUUUGAAGUCACUGACCACUACCGCUACUGCUGAUGGUAUUGAAGAAUGCCGUAAGCUAUGUGGAGGUCAUGGCUAUCUUUGUAGCAGUGGUUUACCUGAAUUAUUGGCUGUAUAUGUCCCAAACUGUACAUAUGAAGGAGACAACAUUGUGCUUCUUCUACAGGUUGCGAGGUUUCUCAUGAAGACUGUUUCCCAACUUAAUUCGGGAAAGAAACCAGUGGGAACAACAACAGCAUACCUUGGACGCAUAGAGCAACAAUUGACAUUCCGGUCUGAUGUUCAGAAAGCUGAGGAUUGGUUGAAGCCAGGUGCUAUCUUGAGAGUGUUUGAGGCUAGGUCUGCAAGGAUGGCUGUAGCUUGUGCUACUAACUUGAAAAAGUUUUCGAAUCAAGAAGAAGGCUUUUCGGAACUGUCUAUUGAUUUGAUUGAGGCUUCAAUUGCCCAUUGUCAAGUGAUCAUUGUUUCCAAAUUUAUUGAGAAAUUGGAAGGAGAAAUCCCCGGUUAUGGGGUUAAGCAACAGUUGGAGGUUCUCUGUUUCAUUUACGCACUGUCCCUUCUUCACAAGCAUCAAGGCGAUUUCCUUGCAACCAAAAGCAUCAAUCCUGAUCAGGCUCAUCUCGCUAAUGAAAUGCUCAGAUCUUUAUACACCAAGGUCCGACCGAAUGCAGUUUCCCUUGUGGACUCAUUCAACCAUACAGACCACCUCCUUGACUCGGUUUUGGGGCGAUACGAUGGUAAUGUGUACCCAAAGUUGUAUGAGAAAGCAUGGCAAGAUCCUUUUAAUGAUUCCGUAAUUCCUGAUGGUUAUCAUGACUAUAUUCGACCUUUGCUGAAACAACAACUUCAUAUUGCCCGACUCUAGAAGAAAUAUAAGUUAUGUUCGGCUUCGAGUUGGGUCAAUUUGUAGGUGUUAUUAGUGUCUAUGAUAUUGGAAUAUUGAUGGAGAAUGCCAUCUUUUGCAAUUUUUAUUUAUUGUGACUUUGGAAUAAGUAUUGGAAUGAUUGCCAAUAGGUAAACUUGUAGAAUUAUCUGAAUUUUAUUUUUAAUAAAUUUGUUUUCUAAAUAA
Molecule: messenger RNA, 2285 nt
Organism: Impatiens glandulifera
Lineage: Eukaryota; Viridiplantae; Streptophyta; Magnoliopsida; Ericales; Balsaminaceae
Product: peroxisomal acyl-coenzyme A oxidase 1-like
Exons: 14
Coding region: 84-2081 (665 amino acids)
Biological process (GO): long-chain fatty acid metabolic process; fatty acid beta-oxidation using acyl-CoA oxidase; lipid homeostasis
Cellular component (GO): peroxisome
Molecular function (GO): FAD binding; acyl-CoA oxidase activity; fatty acid binding
Source: RefSeq, a predicted model, not a curated record